Messenger RNA from Manihot esculenta (cassava), 576 nucleotides. Its product is annotated as serine/threonine-protein phosphatase 7 long form homolog. NCBI's taxonomy places the organism in Eukaryota, Viridiplantae, Streptophyta, Magnoliopsida, Malpighiales, Euphorbiaceae. The transcript has 2 exons. The record is from RefSeq and is a predicted model, not a curated record. The coding region runs from base 1 to 576 and encodes 191 amino acids. Gene Ontology annotation, biological process: meristem maintenance; meristem development.
AUGACCAUUACUCUUCAAGAUGUGGGGCUAAUAACCGGGUUGCCGGUCAAUAGUGCAGCUGUUAUAGGCCGAUCACGCCACCAUUGGCCAUCACUAUGUGAGCCAUUAUUAGAUGUCGUUCCACCUAAUAAUGCCAUAAAAGGGUAUUAUUUGAAAAUGAUCUGCCUAACUGAAGAGUUUAGUCAACUUCCAGAUGAUGAGGAAGUUGUACAGAAGUUCACACAAGCAUAUAUUAUGAUGGUCAUUGGAUCUAUUUUUAGUGAUACAUAUGCUUUGCGUGUGAAUCUAAUAUUUUUAUCUUUGCUAGCCGAUCUGGAAGAAACCAGUAAUUAUAGCUGGGAUAAGACAUGUCUGACAUGGUUGUACAGACAGUUAUGUAAGGCGACAAAUUCUGAAAUUAUGCAGAUGGCUGAUCUAUUGUUCAUACUUCAGAUAUGGGCAUGGGACCGUAUCACAGCAGUAUUGCUGACACUGUCUAACCGAAUACCACAUCAUGAUGCUCCACUAGGUAGCAGGUGGAGUAAUGUCAAAGGAGGUUGUCACCCACGUACUAGUGGUGCUGCGUUAUCAGCUUGA